CACACUCACUGUCACCUUACAUAUCUGCCCUUAUCUCCGUCUCUCCCCUAUCUUUCUUUCCCUGUCAAUCUCUCUCUCCUCAACAUCUGGAAUUACCACAUUGACACCUUAAGAGUUAACAAAAAACAAAAAGCCAUCAAAUUCAUCAAACUAUGAACCAAAUGAUCACAUUUUAAAUGUGUCAAACCCUUUGCAGUCAUGCUUUUGUUUCCACAUUCCUAACAAUUUCGAAAAUUCAAAUUGUCAGCAAUGUUCAACUCUGCUCUAAAUUCAAGUUGUGCUAUUUUAGUGUUGUUGAAGUGUCACCGUUGGCGAGGUGCGUGCAGCUGUACGAGGCUCCGUCUGGCCAGCGGUUUCCUCUGAUGUCCGCGUACUUGUACAGCAUGAGCUGAGAAAGAGGGUUCACCUCCACUUUAAGCCUUACACGUUGUGGAUGUGUUGCCAUGUUUCAGUUCAAGCUGAGAAAGGAGGUUCACCUCUGAUAUAUUUCUUACACGUUGUGGAUGUGUUUCCAGGUUUCAAUUCGAGCUGAAAAAGGGGGUUCACCUUCACUUAACACUCACACGUUGUGGAUGUUUUUCAAGUUUCGAUUCGAGCUUAGAAAUUGGUUUCACAAAUCCACAUUAAUUCUUACACGUUGUGGAUCUGUUGCCAUGUUUCAGGUCAACUGUGUGACGUUCCCGCUGCCGGGGGAGGGGCCCGAGCAGCAGCUGCUGAAGCCCAACGACUGGAGCUACUGCGACUACUUCUGGGCCGACAAGAAGGACCCCCAGGGUGGCGCGUGCAUGCCGGGCUUCGAGAUCCUGCUGCAGAAGCAGCUGAAGGGCAAGCAGAUGCAGAAGGAGAUGUCCGAGUUCGUCCACGAAAGGAUAAAGAUCGAAGAGGAGUAUGCCAAGAACCUCUCCAAACUCUCCCUGAGUCCCCUGGCUGCCCAGGAGGAAGGAACCGUGGGUGAAGCCUGGAUCCAGCUGAAGAAGAGUCUCCACGACGAAGCCGAGGUGCACCUGAAGUUCUCCAACAAGCUCCACAGCGAGGUGGAGAAGCCCAUGCUGACCUUCAGGAGCGACCACUUCAAGAAGGACCUGAAGAAGUACGACCACCACAUCGCCGAUCUGAGGAAGCAGCUGGCCAGCCGCUACGCCGGGGUGGAGAAGGCCCGUAAGGCCCUGGCUGACAGGCAGAAGGACCUGGAGGUGAAGACCCAGCAGCUGGAGGUCAAGCUGAGCAACAAGACAGAGGAGGACAUCAAGAAGGCCCGAAGGAAGUCAACACAGGCUGGUGAUGACCUGAUGCGCAGCCUGGAUCUUUACAACCAGACCCAGUCCAAGUGGUUUGAGGAGAUGGUCACCACUAGUAUGGAGCUGGAGAAGCUGGAGAUUGACCGCAUCGAGUGGAUCCAACAGCACCUACGUCAGUACACGACGUUACGCCACGAGACAGACAUGUUCAACCAAAGCACGAUAGAGAACGUGGACCAGCUGCUGCAGGCGGUGGACCCAGCAAAGGACCGAGACCUGUGGGUCAAAGAGCACAAGACAGGGGACGUCCGCCCCAUCGACCUGGAUAUAUAGCUGUCACCCCCGGCAACAGGCGUUACACCCUGCAAGUCAUCCCCGCUGUUCACAGACAUUACACAUGGAAACAGUCGGUUACCCCCGGCAACCGUCGUUACACAGGACAACAGUCGCUUCACGCGACAGUCACCACACCUGCUGACCUUCAUCACACACUGGGGUUUGUAUAACCCUGGCAACAAUCGUUUACAAUGACCAACUGUGGUAAAACCUGGCAACAGUCGUUUAUCAUGGCAACAAUCUUUAAACAUUGUAAGAACCGUCUAAAAUCACAACCCUAUAUACCUGGUCGUUAGUCGUCUAACAUGGCAACACUCCUUUUGACAACAGUCGUUUACCCCGGCAACAGACGUUUAAAACAUUCAACAGCAACACCUCGACUGCAAGGUCACCUGUGUGACCCGGGGACAAUGAACACCUGUUACUGUAUUUCUACCACCGUGGAAAUCUACUGGAACAACCUCUAAAAUACCAGCAUGUUCUAUGGAGAUGUAACAGUAUUGUCUGCAUUAUCUUGUUGAAUGCCCCUUAAAAUGUCUUGUCUUCUGCGUGUUGUAAGUGGAAACUGUUAAGGUAAAAGAGAUUGGUGUAUUUUAAAUAGUUUUAAGUUUAGUUUAGUGAUAAGACACUUUGUGAAAACUAAACCUUCCAAUAAGACAAAUCAAACAAUAAAUUAAGACAAUGGUAUUGCAUUUAUUUUAGAUAACGAAAAUAAGAAAUAUAUUAGAACCGAUAUUACGUAUAUAUUUAUAUUUUAAUAUUUUACCUGUUGGUUUUUUGGUGGAUAAUGCAUGUUUGCAAUCCCUCGCUGUUAUUUUAAACGGAGAACUGGGACAUUUGUGGGCCGGCCAUGUUUCCAUUGUAACUUAGGUAACAGUGAAACAGAUAUACAGCGAUUUGGAGAUAUAGCAUGGUGCACUGGAACAACAGCUCCACCCCUAGGCUCACAGACAUCUGCUAAUGUAUACUGUGUGAUAUAAGACACCUCGGGAUGCACCCUUAACUAAAUGUACCUUUUUGAGUGUUGAUGUCCAGUGGAUGGAUUUGAUGUGCACAAAAGAUGACCCAUGUUACAACAAACACCUCUUAGUGCCUGAUGGGUGUCUGCCUGGAAUGUCUUAGAUAGUCUCUCCUCUGCUGUACAUUUGUACAGACACAGCCUACAUGUAUUCUACUGUCCCACCAACAGUGUCCCAGGACAGGCUAGGGUGUCCUAGGUGCUUGUAAACGGCGGCUGGUUUUAGUCUUGCUAAGUCUUGCUAGCAGCAGCCAACGGGAGGUAAUGGAGCCAUUUCAAACUGGAAUAUCUGUGUGGUGCACCUGGCAGUGGAGUCUUUGUACAGCUACAGCUUACAAGCUAGGUUGGGCAUUUGGGUAUCGAACCCAGCUGAAGUGUCCCACCCCAAACCGUUAGUGUUUGAUUAUGGCUGACUGAUCCAUUCAUUAAUACCGCGCUUACUCUGUAGGAGCUAACCAUUGAUUUCAAACAAGAUUGCAUGAACUGAACUGUGUGUGUGUGUGUGUGUGUGUGUGUACAUACAUGUUGUUUCCAUGUUUGACUUUGUCGCUACCCUCUGUUGUCGUGAAAAUGUUUCCAAUACUGUGUUUAAGGCAUGGACGUAACAACCGGUGACCUUCCUUUUGAGUUCUACUUACUUUUCGAUGAUCACCCAACAUGAUAGAUCUCGCCUCGUAGUCCUGAUUCAUCCAAUCGAAUAAGUGACAUUCCUCAUUUGCAUCACCCUGUCUUCUGUGGAAAAUGUCCAGAGGUAAUUUUAACCGACGAUAGCUGAACGCUAAGUUGUUGUUCUUUUUGCAGUUGUUUGAUGCCCCCCCCGUAAGUUCUUCAGAUGGAUAAAACGUUGUACAAGUGUGUGUGUAUGUGUUUUAGUCAACAUCCCGUUCACUGAAUGUUGCUCUUCAGUGCCAGAAAGGACUGCUCAGGCAGAGUAAAGCGUUCUGCCUUUCGUGACCCGUGUUCAGUUUUGUGCAUCAUGUCAAACAUUUUUCAUAUUGGUAAGCAAUGUCCACAUGGUGUUCUGUGCUAAUCAGUGUCUGGAAUAAAUAUCUUCCUUGAAAACAAAGAAACUAAA
Molecule: messenger RNA, 3667 nt
Organism: Gadus macrocephalus (Pacific cod)
Lineage: Eukaryota; Metazoa; Chordata; Actinopteri; Gadiformes; Gadidae
Gene: gas7a
Product: growth arrest-specific 7a
Exons: 9
Coding region: 504-1571 (355 amino acids)
Biological process (GO): neuron projection morphogenesis; actin filament polymerization
Cellular component (GO): actin filament; cytoplasm; plasma membrane
Molecular function (GO): actin filament binding
Source: RefSeq, a predicted model, not a curated record